This is a messenger RNA of Jatropha curcas, 516 nucleotides long. RefSeq lists its product as uncharacterized. Lineage: Eukaryota; Viridiplantae; Streptophyta; Magnoliopsida; Malpighiales; Euphorbiaceae. The record is from RefSeq and is a predicted model, not a curated record.
AUGGGUUGCUGUUUCUCUACCAAAUCAUCAUCGAAGCCAAACAACAACAGAAUUCGUGUAGUUCAUCUGAAUGGCUACGUAGAGGAUUUCGAAUAUCCAAUUUCUGCUAGCGAAGUCACUGGUAAAGCCUCUAAACAAUUUCUAUGCACACCAACUCAACUUUUAUCAACUGGUUCUAACCCAUUAAACCCAAAUACCCAACUUCAUCCUGGCCAAAUAUACUUCUUGCUUCCAUACUCUACAUUAAAAUCUGAUUGUUCCCCUAUGGAUUUUGCCGCUCUGGUAAAGAAACUUUCUUCAAUCGCGAAAGCUAGCCAUAGUAAUAAGUGUUCAACAAGUAGAUCAAUCUUGAACUGUCACGCUACAUGUUCUAAUCGGUUCGAGGAGGCAAAGAGAACGGCUAAUAAGCCAUGGAAGCCAAUUCUUGAUACCAUUAGAGAAAAAUCGUUUAAUCAGAAGAGCGAAUCGGAGGUUUUGAAAGAAAUAUACAUGGAGAUGGAAAGUGAAACAGAGUAG